CGGGCGAGGGGCGGAGCGAGAAGAGAAGGAAGCCGCGGCUGCCACUCCACAAAACGCCGCGUCGGAGCCAGGAGAGCGGACCUGCGCCAGCCCGGGGCUCCGAUUUCCGGUCUUCUAAGAAUCAGGAGGAAGAAACACCAUGUGGCUUAACCUUUCACUUGGAAACAUAGCUUUUUAAAAGAGAUGGCUGACAAGGCUGGAAAAAAUCUUUCAGGCCCACUGUUCAUUGAAGUUGAAUAUGAUUAUGAGUAUGAAGCAAAAGACAAAAGGAUUGUGAUAAAACAAGGGGAGAAAUACAUCUUAGUAAAAAAGACUAAUGAUGACUGGUGGCAAGUCAAAAAGGAUGAAAAUUCCAAACCCUUCUAUGUGCCAGCACAAUAUGUUAAAGAAAUAACCCGCAAAGCACUAAUGCCACCUAUUAGGCCAUUAGUUGGACUGCCAAACAACUCUCUAAAACUUGCACAUGGUUUACAGAGGUCAACAGAAAAUGUGAAUAAAUCUCCAGAGCUUUCAACUUCAGGGAAAUCGUAUCUAGUUCAAGCUCAGGAUGCCAACCAGAAUCUGGGACCAAACAGUAGCCCAGGUCAGAAUACUGGACUUAGCAUAGAACUUGCCCCAAACAAUGGAAAGUUUAAUGAUUUACAGUUUGUUAACGUUUCCAAUCAGAACGUGAACUUAUCUGGGUCUCACUUUCAUUGUUCAGAAUGUAUGGAAACUGAGAAGACCAGCUUCUUGCAAGAACAACCCUGUGAUUCUGUAGGCGAAGGAUCAGAAAAAAUCCACCAAGAUUCAGAAUCUGGAGAUGAUCUCAGCAGCAGUUCCACAGAACAAGUACAGCCAGUGACACCACCAAGCCAAGGAAGACCAGAUUCACCUGUUUAUGCUAACUUACAAGAACUGAAAAUUUCUCAGUCUGCACUACCACCUGUGCCUAUAAGUCCUGCAGUUCAAAUUAGUGGGGAGUGGGAGACCCAUAAGGAUAUCACAGGACGCUACUACUAUUACAACAAAGGGACACAGGAGAGAACCUGGAAACCACCACGUUGGACUCGGGAUCCAAGCAUAACAAAAGGAGACUGUUCGAACCAAGUAGAUCAAGAGACAAUUUCAACACAAGAAAACUCUCACAGUCCUUGUAACAGCCAGUCAGACAGUCAAUAUGAUUCUCCUCCCAAAGGUUGGUCAGAGGAGAUGGAUGAACAUGGCCAAACACAAUAUACCAGUGACCUCACCAAUGAAAAGUGGGUAAAACAUGUAGAUGAACAAGGUCGGGCAUACUAUUACAAUGCAGAUGGAACACGUUCAGAAUGGACUUUGCCAAAUUAUAAUGCUUCACUACAACAGCAAAAAGACAUAGUUAAAAGCAGAAGUUUGGACAGGAGACUUCAGGAACCAGUAGUUUUAACAAAAUGGAGGCACAGCUGUGUUGUGUUGGACACAAAUGACAAGGAUUUCCCUUUUCCUGCAAAGAUUCCAUUUCCUGAGAAUGGAUCCUCUCCUUCCUCACCAAGGCAUCAAACCACAGACCAAGAGAAGUAUGGAUUAUUAAAUGUAACUAAAAUUACAGAAAAUGGGAAAAAAGUCCGGCAAAAUUGGAUGUCUUCUUGGGCAGUAUUGCAAGGUUCUUCAUUACUGUUUACCAAGACUCAAGGAAGUGGAACUGGUUGGAAGUUUGGGGUCAAUCAAUCUAAACCAGAGUUCACAGUGGAUCUCAAAGGUGCAUCUAUUGACUGGGCUUCAAAGGAGAAAUCAAGCAAGAAAAAUGUGAUUGAGAUGAAAACACGCCAGGGAACUGAAUUAUUAAUUCAAUCAGACAAUGACAUAUCUAUUAUGGAAUGGUUUAGAGUUCUUGAAUAUGCUAUCAGUAACCAGACAGUAGAGUCUGAAGAAGCAUUGGAUGAUGAAAUGCCAGAUUCGCCUGGAUUGGAAAAACAAGACAAAGAAAAGGACCAUAAAGAUUCUAAAAAACUUCGUUCACUAAAAGUAUCUAGCAGUAUUGAUUCUUCAGAACAAAAGAAGACUAAAACGAAAUUGAAGAAGUUUUUAAUCCGCAGACCUACCUUACAAGCAGUCCGUGAAAAGGGCUACAUUAAGGAUCAGGUAUUUGGCUGCAAUCUAAGCAGUUUGUGUCAAAGAGAAAAUAACACUGUGCCAAAAUUUGUGAAGCUGUGCAUUGAACAUGUUGAAGAACAUGGAUUGGACAUCGAUGGAUUGUACAGAGUUAGUGGUAAUCUUGCAGUAAUACAGAAGCUAAGAUUCGCAGUUAAUCAUGAUGAAAAACUGGACUUGAAUGACAGCAAAUGGGAAGAUAUCCACGUCAUCACAGGGGCUUUGAAAAUGUUUUUUAGAGAACUGCCAGAACCAUUAUUCACUUUCAGCCAUUUCAAUGAUUUUGUCAAUGCCAUUAAACAAGAGCCUCGGCAACGUGUUCAAGCUGUAAAAGAGCUGAUUAAACAGUUGCCAAAGCCAAAUCACGAUACGAUGCAGGUGCUGUUCAGACACCUCAAGAAAAUUAUAGAAAACGGAGAAAAGAAUCGAAUGACCUAUCAAAGUAUAGCCAUAGUCUUUGGCCCAACUUUAUUAAAACCUGAGAAAGAGACUGGUAAUAUAGCAGUUCACACAGUGUAUCAGAACCAGAUUGUAGAAUUAAUCCUACUGGAAUUGAACUCAGUCUUUGGACGUUGAAUUUGUUAAGCCUGACUGGCCUUUGAAGGACAAAAACUCGGCUCUGACAGAAACAGCAUCUCAAUAUAUAUAUUAUGUCUUUGUGGACCAAGCAGCCACUUGAUGGUAUUGCACUUUUUUGGGGGGGGAGGGAGAAGAGUGUGAUUUAUUUUUGCUGGGUUUUGGAAGCUAUUAACUUUGAAUUUUUUUUACAAUAAAUGUUAUGGAUAUUACAAAGUUUAUAUGAUUCUAGUGACACUUAAACUGAAGAUUUUAUAUAGAUGUACACACUGGAUUUUUUUGGGUGGAAGAAGCUAAUUUCAGUCAGGAUUAUCUAGAAUGGCAUUUUAAUCUUUAUUUUUAAAUACAGGUUGUCCUCAAUUUAUAACCAUUAUUUAAUGAUCACUCAAAUUUAUAAUAGUGCUGGGAAAGGUGACUUACGACCGUCUCUAGCAGUUAUGACUGUUUUAAUGUCCCCACAGUCACAUGAUCAUGGUAUAUAUACUUGGCAACCAGCAAUUGCAGUGUCCCAGGAUCACAUGAUCACCAUUUACAACCCUCCAAAAAGCAAAGCCAAUGAGGGAAGCUGGAUUUGCUUGACAACUGUGUGAUAAAUUUAACAACUAUGGCAAACAGUUAAAAAAUUGAGCAUGGUCACAUAAACACAUUGCUUAUUGACAGAGGUUCUGUACCAAUGAUGGUCAUAAAUCAAAAAUUCUGUAACCUUAGACUUACCACUUGCUUUGGAGAAAAUAAACUCUUUAUCAACUGACUUUGAAGAACUUAGUGAGCUAUUUUUAGUGAAUCAAUGCAGUGCAAGCUCCCAAAUUAAAAUGGACAAGAGAAUUCCCGUUAUUCAUUUACAGAUUUCUGCAUUAAUUUGACAGAUUAAACAAGUGCUAAGUGGUCAAUGUAAAUUCCUUCACUACAUCAAUUGAUAUUGUUGGGCUUGCUCAGAUUUUAGCUGGCUUUUUUUUUUUAAAACCACAUACUAUUGCUUCAGACACUGAAUUGGUGCAUAUAACCAGUGGAGGAUAUAUCUGUGACGAGCUGGAGUGCUCAGCAUUUUUUAAAGAUGUACAUAUAUAUAGAUAUAUAUAUAUGUUAUUUGAGAUUAAAUCAUAUUUAGCAAAUCUAACUGGAGGUUGAUAUUGUAGUGAAUUCUUGUAUGAAUCUGUGGUAGUGAAAUCAGUUAUAAAUACACACUGAAGUCCUAACUGGGUGUUUUAUUUUUUUAUUAUUAUGUGUAUACACUGUUGUAUACUUUCUACUCCUACACUUUGAAUGUGUAGAUUAAUAACUGGUAUUUUGAUGUACCUCCAAUGGAUAUUCUGUUCCUACAGAAAAAUGGGUUACUUGGAAAACUGUGUGCACUUUUUAAAUGCUAACAUCUGCACGCCAAUAAUUCUAAUGCAAAUGGUACUGGAAAAAUACUGCUUGCUUUACAUGGUUAAUGCACUACAAGCAAAACCUCUGAUGUUAUUUAAUAUGUACAGGAGCUAUAUUAGAUAAAUAUAUUGCAAAUUCUAACAUCUAUAUAUUGCAGAAACUUAUAUUUGAAUAGAUGGAUGUCUGGAUGUAAUGAAAAUGCUGAACUUAAGGAUUCCUUUUGAUUUUAAUGAUGUAGAUUGAUUUGUAAAAUAAUUUCAGAAGAUUUUGUUACAGGAUACAUGGUCUGCAGAAGAUUUUUUUUAAAUUGUAUUUUUCUAGACUAACUGCUAUAUCUGACAUUUGCUACGUGGAAAUGAAAUAAAACUGUUAGUUGUUUGGAAUGUGGUGCUUCAGAUUUGAAAUGCAAGUUGUGCCAUAUUGAAACUUUAAAUACAAACCAACCAAUCAUUUAUUGGUUGCUGGUUUUAUAAUGCAUCAAUUACCUUUGAUUUACAAGGACUCAAUGAAUUCAUUGUUGGCAAACAGUCCUGAUGGCCAGAAAAGAAGUGGAAGGGACUUAUUGAAUAAUAAUUCUCUCUACAGGAUUGAUGGGACAAUUGUCCUCACCAUUUUAUUUGAUUAAUUUAACAACAUUAAGGCAUUUUUAAAAGCAUUAUUAUUAGCAUAUUUCUUGAGAAGAAAAACUCUGAAAUAUUGACCUCAAUCUAGAAAAGGCCCAAUUCUAUUAUUGAUCAUAGAGGUUUUUGUGGAAGAAACAUUAUGCAGGACAGAUGCCUAUUAAGGCAUCUGGAAACAAUGUGUGUACUUCCUGAGAAUGAAACUAUAUAAUAUGCUCCUUUACUAGUUUCAGUCAUAAAGAUGAUCAUAGAAUUUAUUUUCUUCCUGUAUCUGUCUUUCAGAACAUUCUCCUGACCAGAAAUAGUAGUUUAUUGGAUAAAACUUUGUUUAUUUUCUGUAUUCUGAUUUAUCUUAUGUAACUGGUUAUAAAACUAAAAAAAAGUAUUGCUGGGAAAAAAACACUGAUGGAAGAUUAGCUGCCAUCCCAGUUAGCUUAGAAAAUUAUCAUUAGAAUAAAUUAAAGACUAUUUCUUUGUAUCAAAUAUCAAAAUUGCUAGAACAUGCUGCAGCUUUGCUUCUUCUUUCUUAGACAGAUAUUGAGAACAUUUAACAUAGUUUUCAAGCAGACUUUGUGAUAAAUGGCUUUUGCAAAUAUAAUUCUGGAAGCUAAUCACUCAACAUAUAUUCUUAUAAUUCCUCUCCAAAUAAAUUGUUAAUAGCUAGAAAUUUUCUUAAGUCAUGUAGCUGAAACACUCUAUAAUAGAUAUUAGCUCAACUUUUAAAGGUGCAUCUUGGUUUGGCAAGAUAAACAAGGAUCACCUUCAUAAACUUAUUCAAGCAUCCUGUAAAUAUUCUGAACUGCAUUAAUUGGAAUAUGUCUCAAAACAGGUGCGGUAAAUAUUCGUAGUUUUGAAUCUGUUUCAAUAAUAUAUAUAAAACAGCCUAUCUCCAAAGAUAAUGAAGAUUUGGUUAAAUCACAUUUAUGUUACAAAGAAGAUUGACCAAUUUAUUGUUGUCAUUUCGAAAUGAUGUUGUGUAAUGAGAAAGUAUUCUGCCUUUUGCAGUUGACUAUAUUUGCCUUGCUAGAUGGCUAAUGAAUUAAUUGGCUUUGAUAUAUGAUAGUGUUAUUUCCAUGACUGUUGUUUCCUAAAUCUCUUACUGUGGAUUAAACAUUCUUUAAGUUUUGUGCCAGAAAUAAACUGUUAUUUAAAUAUUUCUAUUUGAUUGUUUAAAAUUACAUAAAUAAAAAUUAAUAAUUAGUGAAAAUUGGAAAAAAAUAUAUGUCCCAAACUGAAUUAUGAACUUUUGGCAUAAAUUAACAUUUUAAAGAAUCUGGAGCCAACAUAAUGCUGCAAAAUUAACAUAUCAAAGCCAUUGGCUGUAAUACAUCAGUAUGUAUUUACCAGAAGUGUGCCUGUGUUUCAGAACAAAUAAGUUGUGCUAAUUCAGGAUUUGCUUUGUUGGAAAUGGUUUGUGUUUUCCCUGGGAUGCAGGGAGACACUUAAUUAGUGGCAUUCAAGUUAUCUUGUACUUUUAAAUUAAGAAACUGUGGAUUACUGUGAAAUGAGUUUUACUCAUUACUGGCAAUGAGUUUGAUGCUCUUUUUGACACAAAUAAACAUUUAACUCUCA
This is a messenger RNA of Pantherophis guttatus, 6245 nucleotides long. Lineage: Eukaryota; Metazoa; Chordata; Lepidosauria; Squamata; Colubridae. The record is from RefSeq and is a predicted model, not a curated record.